AUGACGGGUAACGGGCCUCUUGACAUCGAGAAGACAAAGUCUAAACCAGAGACCGCCGAUCCAAACGCUCUUGAACUUGUCCAAAGCAAAAUUGAACAUUUUAAUUCACGUCCCCGAGAGAUUAUUUUUAUCGCAUUAAUAUGCAUGGCUCAACUUAUGACGCAAGCUGCAUUGGGACAAGCCAUUGCCCCUCUACAUAUUAUUGGAUCUAGUUUUGGGAUUUCAAAUCCCGGACAGUUGAGUUGGUUUGCUGCUGCAUACUCGUUGACUGUCGGUACAUUCAUUCUUAUCGCUGGACGUUUGGGGGAUCUUUACGGCCACAAAAUCCUUUUCGUCAGCGGUUUCUUUUGGUUUGGUCUUUGGUCUCUCCUUGCCGGUUUCAGCGCCUAUUCGGAUCCAAUAUUUUUCGAUGUCACUCGUGCUCUUCAAGGGAUUGGACCAGCAUUCCUAUUACCAAAUGCUCUCGCGAUCCUUGCCCGCAUAUAUGAGCCUGGAAGGAAGAAGGAAAUGAUCUUUAGUCUCUUUGGUGCCACCGCCCCAACAGGUUUUACUCUAGGUGCAGCAUUCUCGAGUAUAUUUGCGGAAUUUGUUUGGUGGCCUUGGGCUUACUGGGUGACUGCUAUGGUGUGUGUUUUGCUCGCUGUAGUAGGCAUUAUCAUCAUUCCUCAAACGCCUCCUCCACAUUUUGAUGGUUCGGUGAGUAUGUUCAAACGGGCUGAUGGUGCCGGAGCUUUGACUGGUGUUGCUGGACUGGUUCUGGUUAACUUUGCAUGGAAUCAAGGACCGGUUAUUGGUUGGUCUACCGUUUAUGUCUAUGUUAUUCUCAUUAUUGGGGCUCUCGUACUUGGGAUUUUUGCUUUCAUUGAAUCUCGUGCGAGAUACCCGUUGGUACCUUUUGAUGCCUUCAAUUCUCACACUGGCUACACACUAGCGUGCAUUGCGGGUGGAUGGUCUAGCUUCGGUAUAUGGGUCUUUUACUUUUGGCAAAUAUUGGAGGAGAUGAGAGGAGUUAGUCCACUUCUCGGCACGGCAAUGGUCUCACCUACAACAAUCAGUGGAUUAUGUGCAUCAUUGACAACAGGAUAUAUUCUUAGCAAGGUUCCAGCUAGUACGGUCAUGAUGAUUGCUAUGACUGGUUUCCUUCUUGGAUCAAUUUUGAUGGCCACAGUUCCUAUCAAUCAAACAUACUGGGCACAAACUUUUGUUUCCACGAUUGUUACUCCUUGGGGAAUGGAUAUGUCGUUCCCAGCAGCAACAAUCCUCCUCAGUGAUUCCAUGCACAAAGACCAUCAAGGUCUUGCAGCCUCACUAGUCAACACCGUCGUCAAUUAUUCAAUCUCCAUUGGCUUGGGUAUUGCAGGAACUGUUGAAGUUCAAAUCAAUAAUGGUGGAAAGAAUCAGCAAGAUCUUUUGAAAGGAUAUCGUGGAGCUCAGUAUAUAGGGAUCGGACUUGCGGGAUUGGGAUUGGCUAGUUCGAUUUUGUUUUCAUUAUCGGAAAGAACGAAGAGGGCCAAGGAUAGAAAGGAGGCGGGACAUUCAGAGGGGGUUUGA
Molecule: messenger RNA, 1551 nt
Organism: Sclerotinia sclerotiorum 1980 UF-70
Lineage: Eukaryota; Fungi; Ascomycota; Leotiomycetes; Helotiales; Sclerotiniaceae
Exons: 3
Coding region: 1-1551 (516 amino acids)
Biological process (GO): transmembrane transport
Cellular component (GO): membrane
Molecular function (GO): transmembrane transporter activity
Source: RefSeq, a predicted model, not a curated record